Molecule: messenger RNA, 408 nt
Organism: Arabis nemorensis
Lineage: Eukaryota; Viridiplantae; Streptophyta; Magnoliopsida; Brassicales; Brassicaceae
Source: the annotation of a GenBank genome assembly
AUGAAAUGUUCAACCUCGGAACAACAACCCCAAAGGGCAGCUACUGCUUCGUCAAUCCCAAGUAGUGAGAAAGAAACGGAGGAAAGCAGAGAACCAAUUCCCCCACCACGUUCAACAUCUCCAAUGGUGGAAACGGAGACAGAGGAAGAAUCACAGGAAAACAAAAAGAAAAGAGCGAGUAAGGCAAUUUGGACUGCAAUCUCACCAAACAAAGCAAGUCGACAAAAAGAACAACAACAGCAAUCAACUACUCCCCUUGUGUGCUCAGCUUCCCGAUUCUCUGUUCUGGAGAUAGAAGAGAAUCAGGAAGAUAAGUCAACUGAUGCGCCUUUUGCAGCCUCGCCCUCCCGUUUCUCUGAGUCGGAGCUGGAUGAGGAGAUAAAGACGAGGUUAGUGAUACAGACGUAG